Molecule: messenger RNA, 904 nt
Organism: Ceratosolen solmsi marchali
Lineage: Eukaryota; Metazoa; Arthropoda; Insecta; Hymenoptera; Agaonidae
Gene: sqh
Product: myosin regulatory light chain sqh
Exons: 2
Coding region: 26-550 (174 amino acids)
Molecular function (GO): calcium ion binding
Source: RefSeq, a predicted model, not a curated record
CUUGUUGAAUUAAUUUUAGCUAAAGAUGUCGUCUCGUAAAACUGCUGGACGUCGUGCAACGACAAAGAAGCGUGCUCAGCGUGCAACUUCCAAUGUUUUUGCCAUGUUUGACCAAGCACAGAUUGCGGAAUUUAAAGAGGCCUUCAAUAUGAUUGAUCAUAAUCAUGACGGCUUCAUCGACAAAGAGGAUCUGCACGAUAUGCUUGCAUCGUUGGGUAAAAAUCCUACUGAUGAGUAUUUGGAGGCUAUGAUGAACGAAGCUCCAGGGCCCAUAAAUUUCACCAUGUUCUUAACACUUUUUGGAGAAAGACUACAAGGCACGGAUCCGGAAGAUGUAAUUAAAAAUGCUUUUGGCUGCUUUGACGAAGAAAAUACAGGUCACAUCAACGAAGAACGCCUCAGAGAACUGCUGACCACUAUGGGAGAUCGAUUUACCGACGACGAUGUUGACGAAAUGUAUCGUGAAGCACCAAUAAAAAAUACUAUGUUCGAUUAUCUUGAGUUUACAAGGAUUUUGAAACAUGGUGCGAAGGACAAGGAUGAACAGUGAAAAGAAAUUAUUUUUUCUAGCUUAGAGAAUGCAAAUAUUAUAAAUCUCCUCUAACUUCAUCUAUAAAAUGGUUUCGAAGAGUUAAAGAGCACUUUUAUUCACCAAUGAGAGAUAGAAAAACCUUUGUCAAGCUAUAUAGCUAACCUAUAUUCGCAUACAUUUUCUUACCACAGGCAAUUAUUUUGCAUUUUUACAUAAUAUAUGAUAUACUUUAAUUUUUCUUCAAUCGCAAACAAUGGAUGAUUAUUUUAAAAGUGCCUAUUCAUUGUAACGGUCGUGACAAGUAUUUUAUAAGUAUUAGCAUUAUUGGCGUUCGAAUUUGGAUUGUAAUAUACACAUUCAUUUAUUCAAGUG